CCAUUCCAUCGGCAUCUUGAGCGCAUCCAAGGUGUUCUCAAGGGACGUUUUCAGGGACAGCAGUCAUCCGCAUACAAAAUACGUUUCCAAAGCGUUAACCAAGAUGGACCCCUACUCGACCGAAGGCGAAUUAAUCAACAUUCACAACCAUUUCCAUCAGGGCCAGUAUCAGGAAGUCAUUGACUUUGAUACCUCUUCCUUCUCCCCUGACAACGCUCUUCCCGCGCGCAUUCUUGUCCUCCGAGCUCGAUUGGCUCUUGGACAGGCAGAAGAUGUUCUCGAUGACGUGAAGGGUGAUUCUCAGCCUGAGCUCCAGGCCCUGGGCGCUCUUGCUGAAUUCAACUUGGGCAAGGCCGAUUCUGCGGUGGAGACGAUCGAGAAGCUGGCCUCUUCAGCUGCCGACAACACAACGGUCCAGGUUAUCGGCGGAACGGUACUCCAAGCUGCUGGGAAAUCUGAAGAGGCUCUUGCUCUUCUCACUCAACAUCAGGGAAGCCUCGAUGCUGUCUCUCUUAUCGUCCAGAUCCAUCUGCAACAAAACCGAACCGACCUCGCCCUGAAGGAAGUAUCCGCCGCAAGACGAUGGGCCCAAGAUAGUCUCUUGGUCAACUUGGCUGAGUCGUGGGUUGGAUUAAGAAUCGGUGGUGAGAAGUACCAGCAGGCGUUUUACGUCUAUGAGGAGCUCGCCCAAGCUCCCUCGACCUCAUCAGUUCGAAGUCUUGUCUCGCAAGCUGUCUGCGAACUGCACCUCGGCCGAACAGAAGAAGCCCAAGCUGCUCUCGAACAGGCCCUGGAGAAGGACGCUAAUAACCCCGACGCGAUUGCUAACUUGCUGGUUCUCAAUGUUAUUUCCGGCAACCAGUCCGAUGAAUUCGCACAGAAAUUGAAGAGCGUCAAGCCUAACCAUCAAUUCUUGGCCGACUUGGAGGAGAAGAGCGCUCUUUUUGAUAAGGCUGCCACGAAGUAUAGCCCCAAGGUGUCGGCAUGAUUUAGACUAGGCGUAUCAAUUGCUAAAAUUAAUGGCGGGCGCAUUAUUCAUAGAGGAUUGGACUCUCUUGGCAAUGAUUAUUGAGAUCUUGAACGUAUUUUGCCAUGUUGACCGAAAGCACGUUCGAGCCAUAUAAAAGUAACAACGGGAAAGCAAGGAUUGUCAAAAUAUAUCAGGGUCCAUUACUGCAAAGAAUUAGAUUUAACACUGGCAAGGGUAUAUACAGCCACUUGUGUGUGGACUUGUAAUUCUUAGCCUUCUGAAUGACGGGUAUUUCUUGUUAACAGUAUAGCAAGGUCUGGCAUGGUUCUGAAGACCACGUUUGUCGAGAUACCGUCUUUUGGCCCAUUGCGAAAAAGACGGAGCCGAGGUGAAUGACCAUUGAAUCUUCUCAGGCUAUCAAAUCUCCAAACAUAUUAUAUCCAUGAUAUCUUCACGAGACACAGUCAGGAUACCUAUCAGUUAGAAGUCCACAUUGCUAGAUCCUGCUUAGUGGUCGCAUCCAGGUACAGAA
Molecule: messenger RNA, 1502 nt
Organism: Fusarium verticillioides 7600
Lineage: Eukaryota; Fungi; Ascomycota; Sordariomycetes; Hypocreales; Nectriaceae
Exons: 4
Coding region: 104-988 (294 amino acids)
Biological process (GO): endoplasmic reticulum to Golgi vesicle-mediated transport; retrograde vesicle-mediated transport, Golgi to endoplasmic reticulum; intra-Golgi vesicle-mediated transport
Cellular component (GO): COPI vesicle coat
Molecular function (GO): structural molecule activity; protein binding
Source: RefSeq, a predicted model, not a curated record